ACCGGAUUCAGUCGUCUUCUGCUCCAGAUACAAUUCACAGACCUCAUCGUCUGUGGCCCAGAGCAAUCAGUCUUUCGAGAGAAUUGCGUGCUAGGCUGAGAUUGAAGUGAUUGUGCUGUUUUGGGUUUUUGCCUCUCCGCGCGCGCAGACAUGACGUCACGGCGCUAGUGAAUGAAGAGGAAAUCAUCAUAGAGUGGACGACAUUACGAAAAUUCCUAUUAUGCUGGAAGACGAGGAGAUUGAAUGGCAAUUCGGACUCAUUAUCGCAAUUUAAGACCUCCAUUCUAUUCCACUGAAAUAUGUUUAUCGCAACAAUUUAAGUCGCGCUCGUCAACACAUAAAAGCCUCUCCUCUUCCUCACCAUCUCACGAGAUAAACAGCCAUUUUACGGGAAAUUCUGAUAAAAAUUUCGAGAUCGCAGUGAUUUAUCAGUCUCACACUACACUUUUAGUUCCCCUCGAGACGUUCAUCUGAUAACAGAGACACUUGCACAAAGCUAAUCACUCACAUGGAGGCAGACCCCGAGACAAGUACUUAGAGGACCAUCAGUUUAUUUGUAUAGAAAUUCGUGACGUUUUGACUUAUAUUGUGUGAACUUGUUCUUGUGAUCCUGUGAUCUUUGGAUACUCGUUAUUAAUAUUAGCAAAAAAAAAUUUCCAUGAUCGUUAAGACAUUACAUAACGCCCAUUGUGAUCUUUUCCCCGUCUUUCGUUCCACCCUCUCUCCUCGCUUAAUACAAACAUUUUAAGUGUAAUCUGUUAUAGAUAUGAAGACAGUAAAUUUAGUAGUGUCCGAUGCUGAGGAGACGGCAAGACUCAAGAAUGUCGGAUCUACGCCACGACCGUCAUUCCUUCGACGCGGAUCUUUAAUCCAGAGGCGCGAUCACAAAGUCAAAGCCUUCCUUUUGCGGCGCAUUCACAUUCUCUCGUGGAUUCGAGACUACAAUGCGAAGACGGCGAUAUCGGACUUGAUAGCCGGAAUCACUCUCGGACUCACGAUGAUCCCUCAAGCCAUAGCCUACGCCGCCCUGGCCAAUGUACCCUCACAAUACGGCCUAUACUCAGCCUUCGCCGGGAGUUUUCUCUACGUGCUCUUCGGCAGCAUUCCUCAAGUCUCCAUCGGACCGACAAAUCUGAUGGCUCUGCUCACUCUGCAAUUCACCAUGGAUAAACCUGUGGAAUUUGUCGUGAUUCUGACCUUCCUCGCCGGAGUUAUGGAGUUUCUAAUGGGAGUUCUGAAGCUUGAAUUCCUGGUGGAAUUCAUAUCAGUUCCAGUUACAACUGCCUUCACAACGGCCACUUCGUUGAUCAUCAUAUCAUCGCAGUUGAAGGGGAUUUUAGGCAUUAAGUACACAGCCAAGGGCUUUGCUGACUACAUCAUUGGAUUGUUCAAUAGAUAUUCCGAAAUUCAAUUGGGCGAUAGUCUUCUGGGGCUCUGUUGCAUCAUUGCUCUGCUAAGUCUUCGAUUCCUCAACAAUAUUCCAGUGUCCACAAACACUAAAGCUGGGAUUUGUCUGAAGAAAUUCCUUUGGUACAUUAGCAUAUCCCGGAAUGCCAUCACUGUCUUGAUCACCUCAACAGUUGCCUACCAUUGGAUAAUGCAAGCCGAUGAGGUGCCUUUCAAGCUAUCCGGGAAUGUUGAACCUGGAAUUCCCACCUUCCAAUUGCCACCCUUCAGCAUUGACUACAACAACAAGACGCUCAACAUCCUGGAGAUUUGCUCAGAACUCGGCUCAGGGAUCAUCGUAAUUCCACUCGUGGCUGUGCUGAUGAAUGUGGCAAUCGCCAAGUCAUUCACAUCCGGAAGGAUAGUUGAUGCGUCACAGGAGAUGUUAACUCUCGGCAUUGUCAACAUUAUCGGAUCGUGCUUCAGCUCAAUGCCCGCGUGCGGAGCUUUCACGCGAUCAGCCGUCAGUCACGCGAGUGGCGUGCAAACACCCAUGGCAGGACUCUACACAGGGAUAAUUGUGGUCCUGGCGCUCAGUCUCCUCACGCCAUACUUCGCCUACAUCCCAAAAGCCACUCUUGCAGCCGUUCUGAUCUGCGCUGUGAUCUUCAUGAUCGACUUCAAGCUGGUGUUGAGGUUUUGGCGGGAAAACCGGCGAGAUUUCUACUCGUGGUGCGGCUGCUUGAUCGCCUGUCUAGUUCUCGGCGUUGAGAUUGGACUUCUUGUCGGUGUUGCACUCACGUGCUUCCACUUGUUAUCAAUGUGGGCCAGACCGAAGACCACAGUUAAGGUUGAGGAGCUCGAUGGGAAUCAGUACAUUAGGAUCACACCGAAUGCUGGACUCUACUUCCCUGGCAUUGAUUACCUCCGCGAGAGGACGAACAGAGCCACAGCGGCAGCGGAAUUUCACGUUCCCGUUGUGAUUGAUUGCAGCAAAUUCACGGGAUUGGAUUUCACAUCGGCCAAGGGAAUUGGAAACAUCGCCGGUGAUGUCAAUAAGCACAAACAGCUCCUGAUUCUGCAGAACCUCGAAGUAUCCCUGCAGAAGUACAUCGACAUGAAGCACGAUAUCAUUUUCUGCAACAAAGACAGCAAAUUGCAGGAGAUUUUGACCCAAGAAGGCAUUCGCAAUGGCACAAUUCCUCUCAUGCAACACAUCAGAGCCUCAAUAGAUCUGGGAUACAAAGUGGAUCCGCUGAUUAAAGUUGACGAUAGUCAGCUAGUCAGGCGCGAGUAAGAGAUAUGAUUAGCAAUAAAACACUUAAAGACGAUUUUAAGGGAAAAAAAAUACCGGAUUGUAAAGAAAUUUUCCAGCACUUUUGUAACUCGUGUGCUUUGGUUUCUUGAUUCUAGACAACGAUAGCGCACAAUCAGUAACAACCGCCAAUCAUCGUACAUUGCUUUUCCAUUGAAAGGCGCGUGUGUGAUAAGAUAAAAAAGACGCCCAAAGGAAGUCAUUCAAUUAAAUUUCACCGCAAAAGUUCUAAUUAAAA
Molecule: messenger RNA, 2939 nt
Organism: Phlebotomus argentipes
Lineage: Eukaryota; Metazoa; Arthropoda; Insecta; Diptera; Psychodidae
Product: sodium-independent sulfate anion transporter-like
Exons: 5
Coding region: 767-2683 (638 amino acids)
Biological process (GO): transmembrane transport
Cellular component (GO): membrane
Molecular function (GO): sulfate transmembrane transporter activity
Source: RefSeq, a predicted model, not a curated record